UCAAAUCACUAUAACAACUUUCAAGAACCUGAAGCUAGGCAUCUUCUUAAUUUGAAGUAGAAUUCUAGUGCUAAAAAUUAUAGUUGCUAACCAUGGCCUUCUUUCAUGGCUUCGUCAUCGUGUGGUUGUCUCUAACUGCCAUACCAUUUGGGUGUCUUGGUAGCUAUGAUUAUGAAAAAAUAUCAUCAGUUCAAAAACAAAAAGCCCUCUUUGUGUUUGGUGAUUCCUUCUUUGAUCCUGGGAAUAACAACUAUAUCAAUACUACUACUCAAUUCCAAGCUAAUUGGUGGCCUUAUGGUGAAUCCUUUUUCAACCCUCCUAGUGGCAGAUUUUCUGAUGGUCGUCUUAUUCCUGAUUUUAUCGCUGAAUUUGCUGAGCUGCCACUCAUUCCAUCGUAUUUUGCGAUUUGCAAAGACCAAUUUGUUCAUGGAGUAAAUUUCGCAUCAGGAGGAGCUGGAUGUUUAACUGAAUCUUAUCGUGGCUUUGUUAUUGACCUUAAAACACAAUUAAAAUAUUUUAAGAAGGUGGUGAAAGAUUUGAAGAAGAAGUUUGGAGAAAAAAAGUCUGAACGACUCCUCUCCAAUGCUGUAUACAUGUUUAGUGCGGGAACUAAUGAUUACAGUAACUUUAACGCGACAUAUCCAAAGGAAGAAUAUGCAAAGAUGGUAAUUGGCAAUUUGACAUAUGUUCUGAAGGGAAUAUACAAAGAAGGAGGGAGAAAAUUUGCCUUCCUAAACUUGGCUCCUUUGGGCUGUGCACCAAGUUCUAGGGCUCUUAAUUUCCAACAAGGAAAUAAAAGUGGUAACUGCAUAGAAGAAAUGAACACCCUUGCAAAAAUACACAACUCAGCUUUGCCUAAAAUGCUAAAGCAUCUAGAGCAGCAGUUACCUGGAUUUAAGUAUUCCUUGUUUGAUUUCUUCAAAGUUGCUACUGAAAGAAUUGACAAUCCUUCAAAAUAUGGCUUUAAAACAUCUAAAAUAGCUUGUUGUGGGACGGGUCCAUUCAGAGGAAUCAAUAGUUGUGGAGGCAAGAGACAAGUAAAAGAGUAUGAAUUGUGCAACAAUGUCAAGGAUUACAUAUUUUUUGACUCUGGUCAUCUCACUGAAGUGGCAUAUCAACAAGUUGCUGAAUUAAUGUGGAAUGGAACUAUGGAUGUUACUGAGCCUUACAACUUAAACUCAUUUUUCAAUUUACCAGCAUAGCUUAUGAUUGGUGGCAUUAUUGUGCAAAUAACAAUUCUGAUAAUAAGGUUUUACACAUUUGAUGACUUCGAAUCUCAUGAAUCUGUUGUGCUUCAGAUAUAGAAUCUGUCAUUGUGUGAAAAUGAAAUUGGAGAAUGGUUUGAAUGCAAAUAAUUCCCUUUGAUUA
Molecule: messenger RNA, 1368 nt
Organism: Lycium ferocissimum
Lineage: Eukaryota; Viridiplantae; Streptophyta; Magnoliopsida; Solanales; Solanaceae
Product: GDSL esterase/lipase 2-like
Exons: 5
Coding region: 93-1202 (369 amino acids)
Molecular function (GO): hydrolase activity, acting on ester bonds
Source: RefSeq, a predicted model, not a curated record